AUGAAUAAAUUUUUAUUGAUUACUCUAUUGUUAUUAUGUAUCUCUGCAAGAAGAUUCCAUAAACAAGAUGAAGGAAAUGGAUCAGGAUAAAAUGGUGAAGAUGAAUAACCAUAAAGCUCAAACGGAGAAGAUUCAUAAGGCGGAGAAGACAGCAGUUAACCAUAAGAUGAUUGGCCCACUGGAGAGGAUGAUGGAGUGGAUAAAUGGUCAAGUGAUGGAGAGGAAAAUGGUGAAGAAGGAGAAUAGAGUGAAGGAAGUGAAGGAGAAGGAAGUGAAGAAGGAAGCGAAGGAGAAGGAAGUGAAGGAGAAGGAAGUGAAGAAGGAAGUGAAGAAGGAAGCGAAGGAGAAGGCCAAGGAGAAAGCGAAGGUGAAAGCUAAGGUGAAGGAGAAAGCGAAGGCGAAGGUGAAGGUGAAGACGAAGGCGAAGGUGAAGGCGAAGGUGAAGGCGAAGGCGAAGGCGAAGGCGAAGGCGAAGGCGAAGGCGAAGGCGAAGGCGAAGGCGAAGGCGAAGGCGAAGGCGAAGGCGAAGGUGAAGGCGAAGGUGAAAGCUAAGGAGAAGAUGAAGGCUAAGGAGAAGAUGAAGGCGAAGGUGAAGGAGAAGGUGAAAGCUAAGGAGAAGAUGAAGGCUAAGGAGAAGGUGAAAGCUAAGGAGAAGAUGAAGGCUAAGGUGAAGGAGAAGAUGAAGGCGAAGGUGAAGGAGAAGGUGAAAGCUAAGGAGAAGAUGAAGGCUAAGGAGAAGAUGAAGGCUAAGGAGAAGAUGACGGCUAAGGAGAAGAUGACGGCUAAGGAGAAGAUGAAGGCUAAGGUGAAGGUGAAGGCGACAACGGAGAUAACGGAGAUAACGGAGACAACGGAGACAACGGAGAUAAUGGAGAUAACGGUGACAAUGGUGAUGAAAAUAGAAAGGAAAAAAGAGCUCACAAGAAAUAAAAUUUACAUUUCAGAGGAAGAAAUUGAAUCAAUAACAUUUGAUUAUAAGAUUUUCUAACAGUAAAUUUAAAAUCAAAAUUUAUUUUU
Messenger RNA from Paramecium tetraurelia, 1017 nucleotides. RefSeq lists its product as uncharacterized. The transcript has 2 exons. The record is from RefSeq and is a predicted model, not a curated record. Lineage: Eukaryota; Ciliophora; Oligohymenophorea; Peniculida; Parameciidae.